AUGAUACGCCGUUAUUAGAAAAAAUACAAGAAAACAUUCAGUCAAACAGAAAUAGAAAAUGGAAGAAGGGGGCAGUUUCGUAUUUUCAGUUACUGCAAUGCAUCCUCACACACCCGAACAAAUAUGGUCAAGCUUCUUCAUUUGGUCAUGUGAAAUUCUCAGUAUAUAAUUGCUCUCUCUCUCUUCAUUCCAUCGAGAUCGAACAACAACUUAGUGUUUCUUCAAUUGAUUCUGGUGACAUAUUUGCUUCAGAGUUUGCAUAAGGAUUUGGUCAUUUUCUGGGUGGCAAUUAUCUCGACUUGAUUUUGGUAGAUACUAUCUGAAUGGGAAUAAUGCAGCGCAGUGCGCCUAAAAGAUCAAAUAAUAGCACCCGAAUUGUCAUCACCGCAAUUAUGGGAAUUGCUUUCGGAUUUUUGGUUGGUAUUUCAAUUUCAUCUGCCCAUUUGACUAAGAUUAGCUUACUUUCAGGUGUAAAGAAUUCUUUUGGCAUACCUAUGUCUGAAAUAGAGAGAUAUUCAGCUGAAAUAGGCAGAAUUCGUGCUGUUAUUGACGAGUCUUCUGGAACCAAAAAUAUUGAAGCCCUAGGGUCAGUUAGGUUACCAAAGAUAAAUGUUUCGUCAAAUCCUCGUGGAGCUGAAUCACUACCCCCAGGAAUUGUUGUACCAGAAUCCGAUCUUUAUUUGCGCAGACUAUGGGGUGAUCCUAGUGAAGACCUAAAGAAAAAACCAAAGUAUCUACUAACAUUCACUGUUGGUUAUGAUCAGAGGCAUAAUAUCGAUGCUGCCGUGAAAAAGUUUUCUGAUGAUUUUGCAAUUUUGCUCUUUCAUUAUGAUGGUCGAACUAGUGAAUGGGAUCAAUUUGAGUGGUCAAAGAAUGCAAUCCAUGUUAGUGCAAGGAAACAAACAAAAUGGUGGUAUGCUAAAAGGUUUCUGCACCCCGAUAUAGUAUCGGCUUAUGAAUAUAUUUUUAUUUGGGAUGAAGAUCUUGGAGUGGAACACUUCAACGGGGACAAGUAUAUUAAUUUAGUCAUAAAGCAUGGUUUAGAUAUCUCUCAACCUGGUCUUGAGCCCAAUAAUGGAUUGACAUGGGAGAUGACAAAGAGAAGGGGUGACAGAGAAGUUCACACGGUCACUGAAGAGAAACCAGGAUGGUGUAGUGAUCCGCAUUUGCCUCCCUGUGCUGCAUUUGUGGAAAUUAUGGCGCCUGUUUUUUCUCGGGAGGCAUGGCGUUGUGUGUGGCAUAUGAUUCAGAAUGAUCUAGUACAUGGAUGGGGAUUGGACUUUGCCCUCAGAAGAUGUGUGCAGCAACCAGCAUAUGAAAAAAUUGGUGUAAUUGAUUCUCAAUGGAUUGUUCAUCAAGUAAUUCCAUCCCUCGGGAACCAGGGAGAGGCAGACAACGGAAAAAGUCCACGGGAGGCGGUCAAAACCAGAUGCAGAACUGAAUGGGCCCAGUUUCAAGCCCGCCUAACCGUUGCUGACAAGAUGUAUCUCCAAGAACUUACACCUAAUGGAAAGGGUUGAUAUAUUUUUGUGUAUUGAUUUAUCUCUCUUAGUGCAAUUUUCGGUUAUUUUAAUUUUUUCUUUUUUUAAUAUUUUUUCCUUUUUCCAAUCGAAAACGAAUCUUAUUAGUUACUUACGAAGUUUUGAGGUGAUUGUCAAGUUGAAAAAUAAGUACGUACGAGAGAAAAGCCAAUUAUUAUCAUAUCUUGGUUUAGGUUUGAAAUAAAGUAACCAAAAACCAAUUAUUAUCA
This is a messenger RNA of Cicer arietinum (chickpea), 1750 nucleotides long. RefSeq lists its product as uncharacterized. The record is from RefSeq and is a predicted model, not a curated record. Lineage: Eukaryota; Viridiplantae; Streptophyta; Magnoliopsida; Fabales; Fabaceae.